Magallana angulata is the source of this 1156-nucleotide messenger RNA. RefSeq names its product protein Star-like. Lineage: Eukaryota; Metazoa; Mollusca; Bivalvia; Ostreida; Ostreidae. The record is from RefSeq and is a predicted model, not a curated record. The coding region runs from base 80 to 1066 and encodes 328 amino acids. The transcript is spliced from 3 exons.
ACGAUGAUUCAUAUCUCAUGGUAACAAUAAGCCAGUGAAGAACAUACUAGUAACUAGUGCAAUAAUUUCUUACAGACUAAUGGAUGGAAGCAAAGUGUUUCUAACCAUUGCCGUCCUCGGCACACUGCUGGUGGUGUCUUUGCUUGCUGCUAUGAAAGCCUUCAUUACUGACCCGACCAGCAACGACCAGCAACAAGCCACGGUUCCAUUGGUACCGGAAAUGUUUCGUCAGCGCAAAGAACUGAACGUCGAAAACUUCAACGCCAAUACUUGCUACGAACCAAAAAGUUUUAAACCAAAGAUCAUACUUCAAGCAAGAAAAUUGAGAUACGAUUUUAGAGCUAUGACUAAGAAAUUAAACAAGGAAAAGGUCGCCAUGGAUGACGCUCGUUUGCUAAGUUUGAUAAGAAACUACUGGAUUUAUAAUCCUUCUCUUAAGCAGUACAAAUUUUACGACCAUAGAAUCGACUAUUCCUCCGGUCAGUCAUCCCUUGUAGACAGUUUACUGAAUAACAAGGAGAAUGGCUUCUAUGUAGAAUGCGGUGCGUACGAUGGUGAGACACAGUCUACUACCCUGCUUUUUGAGAGAUACCGGAAGUGGCAAGGAUUGCUGAUCGAAGCCGAUCCGACGAGUUUUCAAAAGUUGAUGCUUAAACAUAGAAUGGCUUUCAUUUUAAACGCGUGUGUCAGUCCUUAUCCGUAUCCAUUGAUGAUGAAGUUGACAAAGAGAGGCAUUUAUUCGAGAAUCGAAGUCAACACAACAAGUCCUUUCACUUAUGUACAGUGUUUUCCAUUACAUUCAAUACUACUUGCUUUAGAUUUACAAGCUGUGGACUUUCUAAGUUUGGAUCUUUCUGGAAUAGAGUUAGACGUUUUAAAGACAAUGCCACUGAAAUCGAUAAAUAUAGAAACAUUAUCCAUUUCGUGUGAUCGAUGCAGUGACAAAAAUGAAACAGAUAUUAUUUAUUACCUGAAAUCCAACAACUACAAACUCGUCACAAAAAUUGAAAAUUACGACAUGCUAUCAAGGGAUUUGAUAUUUAUUCGGAAACAUUCGAGCGCGUGAAGGUGUGUUGUUGUUGAUUUUUUUUGGAAACGAACUGAAUAAAGACUAGUUAUUUUCUCUUAAUACUUCAUCAAAAUAACCACUAUGAUA